AUGAGGCACAGGAAAACGUCAACCAGAGAUGCUGGGGAUGCCCCAGCCCUGGUUGUGCUCAUGGUCAGGCUGAAUGGGACGUUAGAGAAAGGCAACGAAGAUGGCAAAGGGGCUGGAACACGGGUCUUCCAAGGAGCGGCCGAGGGAGCUGUGGCUGCUCAGCCGGAGAAAAGGAGGCUCAGGGGUGACAUUAUCAAUCUCUACAACUCCCGGAGAGGAGCCUGUGGCCGGGUGGGGGUCGGCCUCUUCUCCGAGGCAGCAAGAGACAGCAGAGAGAACCGUGUCUCUGGCUGCGCCAGGGCACGUUCAGCAGGACGCCAGGCGGAGCUCUCCGCAGAACGCGCGGUCGCUCGCUCGGUCGGAGGCCGGGCCGCGCUGCCCAGGGCGGCUCCGGACGCCGGGCCGCGCUGCCCAGGGGGCGGCGGCAGCCCGGCCUCCAGCCCCGUGCUGGGCGGGCGGGGCCGCGCCGCGGCGGGGGGCAGUAGCCCGCCGGGCCACGCGUUCCGCAGGGUGACCCUGACCAAGCCCACCUUCUGCCACUACUGCACCGACUUCAUCUGGGGGCUGGCCGGCUACCAGUGCGAGGUUUGCAACUUCAUGUCUCACGAAAAGUGCCUCAAGAAUGUCAAGAUACCAUGCUCCUGUAUUGCUCCCAGCCUUGUAAGGGUUCCAGUUGCACACUGUUUCGGGCCUCCAGGACUUUACAAAAGAAAGUUUUGCGCUGUGUGCAGGAAGUCCUUGGAGUCACUUGCCUUUCGAUGUGAAGUUUGUGAGCUACAUGUGCACACAGACUGUAUCCUGUUUGCUUGCAGUGACUGCCGGCAGUGUCACCAGGAUGGGCACCUGGACCAUGAUACUUACCACCACCACUGGAGGGAGGGAAACCUUUCUUCAAGUGCUCGUUGCGAAUUUUGCAAAAAAACCUGUGGGUCUUCUGAGGUGCUCUCUGGCAUGAGAUGUGAAUGGUGUGGCAUCCUGGCUCAUGCUGCUUGCUGUGUAAUUGUCCCACCAGAAUGUACCUUUGGAAGAUUAAGGAAUAUGAUUCUUCCUCCAAGUUGUGUUCAGUUGUUUUCUCGCAACUUCAGCAAAUUGCAUUGUUUUCGGAUAUCGGAAAAUUUGCAAACAGAAUCAGAUGAAGAUGAUGAUGUUGAUGGGUCAACACAAGGAUCAACAAAAGAUAUCCAAAUUUCAACAGAUUCCAGUAAACAAACACUAAAGAUAUUUGAUGGGAAUGACGCAGUGAAACGCAAUCAAUUUCGACUGAUUUCAGUUCCAAGGAUUGCAAAAAAUGAAGAAGUUGUGGAGGCUGCUUUGAGGGCGUACUACAUAAAUGAUGACCAGCAGGAGUAUGAGCUUCAGACCUUUACACAGCAGGUGCUGCUCUCUGAUGAUGUUAUCAACAGGAAUGAUGCUGCAGAGGACAGCAACUUGGGCUCAGUAUUCCGAGAAUCUGUUCCUGAAGCUUGGAUCAUCAGAGCCAAACCAAAGGAUGAAGAAGUGAUCAGAAUUUAUCCUGCCUGGCUAAAGGUGGGAAUGGCAUAUGUUUCUCUGCGAGUAAAUAAGGAUAGCACUGUGCAGACUGUGAUCAAAGAAGUGCUCCCAUUACUUGGAAGGCAGACGGAGUGCCUCCAGAAUUUCAAAUUGGUGGAAGUGCUUAUGGGCAGUAAGCAAGUUCAGCGCAUGGUCUUGGACAAUCAGGAACUGAUUCUUAACAGACUCAAGGAUAUAAGAAAGACUUCAAUACGUCAGAUGAAUCAAACAAGAUUUUACAUUGUGGAAAACAGUAAAUCCAUUGUACAAGUAAAUUUAUUUGUUGGUGGCCUUCCACCUCAGCUUUCUCCUGAAGAAUACACAAAUAUUCUCAAGGAAGAAUUAGCUAUCAAAACAAAUGUAGUAUCUGUGAGUCAUGUUUAUCAAGCACAAGGUGCUGUUGUACUCCAAAUUUCAUGUUUUUCUGAAGCUGAAAGAAUAUAUAUGCUAGUUAAAGAUACUGUUGUCAAUGACAAGCCUCUGAAUGCUGUGGUGAUUCCUGCAGUUAUGGCUUCCAAGAUACCACAGAAUUGUUGCCCACUUCUUGUAUUUGUGAAUCCAAAAAGUGGUGGUCUAAAAGGUCGGGAUCUGCUGUACAGUUUUAGAAAGUUGUUGAACCCACAUCAAGUCUUUGAACUUACCAAUGGGGGCCCACUGCCUGGGUUUCACACGUUCUACAAAGUCCCCUCCUUUCGAGUGCUGGUGUGCGGAGGGGACGGCACCGUUGGCUGGGUCCUUGGUGCCCUCGAGGAGAUCAGGCACAAGCUGGUGUGCUCAGAGCCCUCAGUUGCCAUCUUACCUUUAGGAACAGGUAAUGACUUGGGGAGAGUCUUGCGCUGGGGAGCUGGCUACAGUGGGGAGGAUCCGUACUCCAUUUUGGUUUCUGUGGAUGAGGCAGAUGAUGUUCUUAUGGAUCGCUGGACUAUCCUUUUGGAUGCAGAAGAGCCAGCUGAAGGUGCAGAAAAUGGCAUUGCGGAACCUGAGCCUCCCAAGAUUGUACAGAUGAACAAUUACUGUGGUCUUGGCAUUGAUGCAGAGUUGAGCUUGGACUUUCAUCAUGCUAGAGAAGAAGAACCAGGGAAAUUUAAUAGCAGGUUUCACAACAAGGGAGUUUACGUGAAAGUUGGACUGCAGAAGAUAAGUCACACUAGAAACCUUCACAAGGACAUAAAGCUGCAAGUGGACCAGCACGAGGUGGAGUUACCAAGUAUAGAAGGACUCAUCUUUAUUAAUAUACCCAGCUGGGGCUCUGGGGCCGACCUCUGGGGGUCUGAAAGUGACAACCGCUUUGAGAAGCCACGCAUCGAUGACGGCCUGCUGGAAGUGGUUGGUGUGACUGGCGUUGUUCACAUGGGUCAAGUCCAAGGUGGUUUUCGAUCAGGAAUCCGCAUAGCUCAAGGCUCGUAUUUCCGUGUAACACUCCUAAAGCCAAUUCCAGUUCAAGUUGAUGGAGAGCCCUGGAUUCAGGCCCCUGGCCAGAUUAUAAUUUCUGCUGCAGGACCAAAGGUCCAUAUGUUGAAAAAAUCCAAGCAGAAGCAGAAAAAAACUGGAAGCCUGAAAGAGAUGAAAGUGGAUAGCACGUCAGUCUCUGAAGGAGGACGCAAAGGGGAGACCUGUGUUCAUACCUAUGGCUCCCCUCCUGCCCUUUGGGCCUAACUCUGUACCAAAACUGGUAAUGAAGGUAUGAGCAUGUGCUGGUGAAUGUGUGUGGAGAGUGGGGGAAUGGAGUUCCUGCUCUGAAUGCUGCUCUGUCAGUUUGGCUUAGACUAUUCUUUAAUUUCUACUUCAGCUUCUACUUUAGCCAUCUAACAGCUCUGCAGCAAAGAUUUGGCAACUACUGAAUUGCCUUGGAUUCACCGGUGACAACGUUGCCUCAUUUUCAGGCUUUGAUCUUAUAUACGUCAGAAUAUGUAUAACUGCAUUAUACUUUUUGCACUUAACAGAAAAUGCAGGUUAGACAGGCUUAGGGUGUGGCAAAAUUGCAAUGUUUGUACUUUUUUUGUAAAUAUGGGGAUGAUUCUACAGAUACAAAGAUGCACUUUCAGAUAACAAUGAGAACAAGUUUGUAGAAUACAGUUGUUUAGGAGUUUCUCUGGCUGCAGUGUUCCUGAUCCCCAUCCAUGUCUAACACUGUGUUCUCCUUGAAAGCCUGCUUGGGGAUAGAGAUGGCUUCUCACAUUGCAGAAUGUAUUUAUAGCUGACUGACUGAACGUUUGUGUAUGUUUUUGAGCAAAUUUGCUGCUAUUCUAAGUUUUAGGUUUUACUAGACUGCUUCUAUAAUGCAUAAAAUAAUGUUCAAGUUUUAUUUAUAAUGUCAACACUUACUGAUUUGACACUUAGUUUCAGGAGACAUCCAGCCCAAAGCCUUCAUUCCUUUUGCUGUUUAAUAGUUUUGUUUUGUUGUGGUUUCUUUUUAGCAGUUGUAGGCAUUGUAUGUGUGGAGUGCAGUGAAAUGAAUACAAAUUACUGACCUUAGCCUGCAGUUAGAGUGGCGGUUUCAAUGUUUACAGGACAGAGACUAUUGAUUGUAAACCCAUACACGUCCACUGAAACAGUGCACUCUUCAUGUGUUUUGGAAGCACUGUUUCUGCUUACCAUGGUAAUUAAUGGAAUUGUUGCCUUCUGGUUUUAGAGUCCUGGUUAUGUUGCUUUGGAGAGAUUUCAGUGUGGGUUAUGGCUCCUCUGCCAUGAACUCACAGGGCAGAAUUUGUACUGACACAAGUGUGUUAUAUUGAACAUGUUUUCUGAAAGAGUGACUUUAUUUUUUGUGAAGAUAAUUUAUGAGAAGGUUUUAUAGCAGAUCAGUGCUGAAAAAGUUGAAUCUUGAAAUAAAUGUUUGUAGAUAUUAAAGAUCUAUCCCAAAGCAAAGUAUUUUUUAAUAGGGCAGUAUUACUGGUGUAGUUAACCCUCUGAGCUCUCCUGGUAGCAUACCCAUUUAGCAUGUGACUCUGCACUGGUCAAGUGUGUUACUUAGGGGACAACCUGAUUUCAGAAGAUAUUACUUAAUUUAUAUUGUGCAUAUCCCCUAUUAACCUCUGGCAGCAACUCCCCAUAUAAACAUCAGCCACACAAGGCAGAGCUUCUCCCCAUACAGAUCACUGCAGGUUGAAGAGCAGAGAGGCUGCCCUUGUGCUUGACUGCAGAGAGGCUGUGAGUCUGGUGACUGGCACUUACAGUCCUCUCUCUCACCAUUAUAGAGUGUGCCACACAAGUUCUUUUGCUUUCUGAAGGCAGGCAGGCACAAAUUCAAGAGUGCCCAAGUCAAACUGCUAAUAUCUUGUCUCACCAUGGCAUCCAUUUCCUAGUGCUGCUUAUCUUGCCAAAUUGGGUAGCAAGAGGUGCUUGAAGUAUUACUGAGUAUUUAUUGUGUAAUUUUUGGGUGCUUAUAAAGCCUUCACUGCUAUUUUAAAGCAAAAUUUGGGGAUCUGUAGCAUAGCAAUAGCUGUAUAACUCUAGCAUUCCAAACAUGCCCAAAGUUAUCCUUGUAAUAGUUUAGUUAUCAAUGGUGUAGCUAGCAGCAAUCAGUAUCUUGAAGCUACAAGUUCUAAAUAUUGGAAGACAACAUCUCUGCUUUGAAUGCAAAGCAUUAGAGUUUGUAAUUCACUAUAGAUUUCAGCAUCUUUCCUACUUAAAAAUGACUGAUGACAUCUUAAUUCUUCUCAAACUAUAACUUAACUAUUGCUUAAAUAACUGUUUUUCACCUCUGGUUAUUUAAAUAAUCCAGUUUACACAGUUGUAUGAAUGCUGUUUUAUUAUCAAGAUACUCUUAAGGUGUCUCAUAGCAUUUCUUGUGAAUGUUCUAAUACAUCAGUAAUAAAUAAUCCUGACCCAAUAAACUAAUGUAAGCUGACAAGUUACUGUCUAGUGCUUAUUCUUUGUGCAUCUGCCUAAUUCUCAGAGAAAAAAGCAGCCUAAGUAUAAGCAUUAAAGUGGUUGAAAACAGUUUCCACACUCUGUGCCUCAAACCAGUAAUGUGUUAUCACACAUUUACUUGUGGAUUGGUCUCAAUAACUAGCUUUUAAUGAUGUAACUUGUUUCUCAAUGUCUGCCUUGCAAAUGAGACGUCACUAUAUUGUGGUAACUUGUCUACAAAAAGCAUACCUAGUGUACUAAUAGAUUUUUUAAAAAGUAAUUUAUAAAAUAUGGACUUUUCUCUUAUAUUUAAACAUCUGUUUAUCCUUGGGUUCUGUUCUUAGAAAAUUCUAUGUAUAUUUUGCAAUACGUGUUUUGUGUUUGACUGUACAUUUUGCACCAAUAUGAAAAAUUGUAUUCUAAGUAUUAUUUACAAGUUCCAGAGAUCUGUAACUAGAAUUUGCUGUGAACAAAUACAACAUCUCUUCUACCCUG
Messenger RNA from Pyrgilauda ruficollis (rufous-necked snowfinch), 5877 nucleotides. RefSeq names its product diacylglycerol kinase theta (gene DGKQ). The record is from RefSeq and is a predicted model, not a curated record. The transcript is spliced from 25 exons. NCBI's taxonomy places the organism in Eukaryota, Metazoa, Chordata, Aves, Passeriformes, Passeridae. Gene Ontology annotation, molecular function: ATP-dependent diacylglycerol kinase activity. Gene Ontology annotation, biological process: lipid phosphorylation; intracellular signal transduction; diacylglycerol metabolic process. The coding region runs from base 1 to 3186 and encodes 1061 amino acids.